UUACAUAGUUUCCAGUUUACAUAAACUCAUAACUGCUAAAGAGACAUUUAGGAGCAUCUCAAUAAAAUGUAAUGAUGUUAACAGCUAUUAUGCUAAAUGCCACCAUUCCAGCAACCCAUGUGUCAUAACAUGAGAAUAUCACUGGCGUCAAAAAUAAUAGCUAAAGUGUUUAAAUGUGAUAUGUAGAACAGCUAAUGCUAGAACCUAGCAAGAUAGUACUAUUAUGUACUGUACAUAGUCCUAAUUUUUAUUUAAUUUGUUUUUCCGUGACUAUAAACCAAAUGAAAAUAAUAAUCGCUAACAGCAAAGAUAGCAAUAUGUCUGCAUUAUGUGGCUUAGCCUAAACAAUAAUAAAUAUCAUACAAUAUUAAGAUGGGCUGUGUUGCUAUGCAAUUUGCAGCAUUUAUUAAUUUGGGAGGUAUUUAACCUUUUAUUUGCGUUUAUUAUGUUUUCAAUUUAUUCAGUGUUGUUACAAGGUGUCGGUGUGCCUAAUGAAAUGUCUUUUUGGGUUAUAGAAUUACUGGCUUACAAUUAACACUAGAGGGAGCUAAAGAGAGCCUGGUCCUCACCUGAACCCCCUCGGAAUAUUCCACAGCAAUCAUGAAAACAGACUCUCAAGACCUACCUGACACGGCCGGCAGCAGCGUGGACCAGCAGCCAGGAUGAUCCCAGUGGGAGAAUUCCGGAACAUCGGCAUCGAGCAGAACUCCAAGUACCGGGUGCUCAAACCGUGGUGGGAUGUUUUCUCCGAGUACCUGUGCGUCGCCAUGCUCAUGAUUGGCGUCUUUGGGUGCACCUUGCAGCUCACCCAAGAUAAGAUCGCCUGCCUGCCAAGUCCCUUCACCAGUCCAACACCCAGUGCCAUCGACUGCAGCUACAUCCGGAACUACGCCGACAAUGAGACGUGGAUGAGUUUAAAACCUACCAAUCCUGUCAUACGGGAGGUGCUUGGCCGCAAGAACAACCUGGACAUCCACCAGUAUGUCUUCAUCAACCACUAUUGCUACGAGAGGUUUGUGCACUGGUAUGCAAAGUACUUCCCGUACCUGGUGGUGAUCCACACAAUGAUGUUCAUGGUAGCUAGCAGCUUUUGGUUCAAGUUUCCCGGGACUUCCUCUAAACUCGACCUCUUUGUCACCAUCCUGGGUAAGUGCUUCGACUCCCCCUGGACCACGAGGGCCUUGAGCGAAGUUUGCGAGGAACGAGGCGAGGAGAAACUGGUCAUUUUGAGGAGGACGACCAUGUCUAAAGAUCCAUCUGAGAAACGGACGGAAGAGGAGGAGACCACCUUGCUUCCUCUAGUUGGCUCUUCCAAGUCUAAUCCAGAAAAAAAAAGUCUGGAUUCUCAAUCUGCUCCGUCGGUGCUAGAUAAGAAGGAAGGAGAGCAGGCCAAAGCUCUGUUUGAGAAGGUGAAAAAGCUUAGAACUCAUGUGGAGGAGGCAGACAUAUUGUACAUCAUGUAUGUGCUGCAAACAUCCCUCAAGGUCUUCAAGUUCCUUUUGAUCAUCAUCUACACAGCAGCACUGUCUCCAAACAUUGAGAUUGUGGUUCGCUGCUUGGUUCCCCCUGAGCUGACAGGUUUUGACAUUUAUUGUUGUAACCACAACAAAGCUCAUCUUUUCUCGAAACUGGCCUAUUGCUACAUCUGCUUUGUGGCUGUCUAUGGCAUCUUGUGCAUCUAUACGCUCUACUGGCAGUUCCACCGCCCCCUGAGGGUGUAUUCCUUCGAGCAUGUCAGGCUAGAGACGGGCAUCAACGACAUACCGGAUGUAAAGAACGACUUUGCCUUUCUUCUUCACCUGGUGGACCAAUACGAUGACCUAUACGCCAAAAGAUUUGCUUUCUUUCUGUCCGAGGUCAGUGAGAGUCGCCUCCAUCAGCUCAACCUCAACCAUGAAUGGACCACUAAGAAGCUGCGAGCCCGUCUCUCUAAAAACGCCAAUGAUCAACUGGAGCUCCACCUGUUAAUGUUGCCGGGAUUUCCCGACACGGUCUACGAGCUGAUGGAAAUGCAGUCUCUCAAAUUGGAGCAAGUUAAAAGCAUUAUGAUCUCGGCCAGUGUGGCUAAGCUAGAGAAACUUCGGGAUUUGUCGCUGGUUUACUGCCAGGCGAAGCUCCAGCUGCCCGCCUUGAAACAUCUCAAAGAUCACCUGAAGGUCCUACGACUAUGGUUUGAAGGUUUAGAUGAGGUACCUGAGUGGAUGUACCACCUGCAAAGACUUGAGGAGUUGCAUCUGAAUGGCCCAUUAGCCACCCUGGACUCCCUUCGAAAUCUUAAGGCCCUGACGGUACUUACCAUGAACUCCAAUCUUACAAAGAUCCCAGCCAGCAUCUAUGAUGUCGCCCUGAACCUGCAGCAUUUGAGCAUCUACAAUGAAGGGAACAAGCUCCAAGCCUUCAGCAGCCUGAAGAAACUCACCAACUUGGUGUCCCUGGAGUUGGUGGGCUGCGAGCUGGAGCGCAUUCCAAGCGCCGUGUUUAGCUUGAGCAAUCUACAGGAGUUGGACCUCAAAGAAAACAAGCUGACCACAGUAGAGGAGAUUCUGAGUCUGCAGCACUGCCAUCGACUGGUGACGCUGAGGCUGUGGCACAACAAGAUCACCUACAUUCCAGAUCACAUCAGUAAGCUAAACACCUUGGAGACUCUGGACAUCAGUUGGAAUAAACUCAAAAGGAUCCCCAGCCGGUUGUUCUACUGCACCAAGCUCAGGCACCUGGAUGUCUCCCACAACCAGAUCACCUCCAUCCCGGCUGAGGUGGGCAUCCUGCAGGGCCUGCAGUUCUUCUCUGCUGCUUUCAACUCGAUAGAGAUGCUACCUGAGGAGCUGUACUCUUGUAAAAGACUAAACACUCUGGCUCUUGGGAACAACUCCCUGCUCUUCCUGAGCUCCAAGAUCGCAAAUCUGCUCCAACUGGUCCGACUGGAGAUUAAAGGAAACCGCCUGGAUGCUCUGCCUGUGGAGAUAGCAAACUGCCCCUUGUUGACUUCUAAUGGGAUUGUAGCGGAGGACAACCUGCUGCAGGUGUUGCCUUUAGAGAUGCACAGAAGUCUGAGUAGUAGCUGACUUAGCCCCUCUUAAAAAGCUUCAUUGAUUUUUCUACACCAGAUUUUUGGUCUGUUUACAACUACAGUUUGCAAAGUGGAACUCAAUUCAUUACAAACUUUUUUUGAAAUAAUGCACACACUGGAAUGUAGUAGAAAUGUAUAAAGGAAGCCAAUGAACUAGGGAUGUGCCAAUUGAUUAGCCACCGAUUGGUAUCGGAUGAAUUUUGGGAAAAGUUUGUGAUCGGCCAUUGCCGAUUAAUGCCUUUUAAUGUGGAUCACAAACCCUCUGACCCUCUCUGGCUGGCAAGCGGCUAGCAACUAAUUCUGUUGGUUUUUUUUUAUAAACAUUGUGGAGCCACUCCCCGGAGUGAAUAGUAAUCCCUUCCUUUAUGGCAAGUAAACUGCAUUGCUUAGUAACUCAGUAAACAUGCCAAACAUGUUACACACUGAGUGAACGCCAGGAGCAGGCAUGCUAUUAGUUAAGCUAACCUAGCUUGAAACAACAAAACAAAUAAGUGCUUAAUAAAGUAUCAAGUAAGUGGAUAUCAACAUGUAGAUCGAUACAAGACUACAGAGGAUAAUAUAUACAACGCAUAUACACAAUCCAUAAAUCGGCGUUGUCGAUAUUAAGGGUAGUACCAGUAAUCAGAUCAAUAUUUUCAUUUUCUCAUAAUAUAUUUUUGUUGUUUUUGUUAGUGUACACAUACUCUGAAUAAUUCCUGGACACAGGAUGAGUUUGAGGGCAAAAACCAAAGGCAUUAAAUGAGUAGUAGAUAGUAGUUUUUGCUUUUUUGUGUGUCCCAGAGUAAAAGAUGUCCUUAGUGGACAUGCUCAGUCCCACUGAGAGAAGACUGAAUUGGCACACCCAUGAACACUUUUCUUACUGACUGCUUGUUAGGUCUUUUACUACCUCAGCUGCGUUCACUCAAACAAAGAGGUCAUUGUCCGUACGUAUCUUACUCUUAUUUUGAAAAGGCACAUUUAGCAAAAGUUGACGGCUUAUCGCUUCCUGCUCUUUCUGGGCAUGUUGUGGUCUCAGAGAGAGACUGCGGUUGUCAGCCGAGUCGUGUUCUGACCUGCAUGAACGCUGUUGCGACACUCCAGUUGCCAGACAUACCUCAACAUGGCCGUGCAGAAACACACCUGCACUAAUGCCCUAAACACGCCCCUUUUUUUCAUCUGUGCACAAAUAAAAAGCCCGAGACGUCUGAUGUUAAAUUCUCAGACAUGUUUCUUUUCCUUGUGACUUUGCGGAGGUGGAAGAAGAGACUGAUUUGAAACGUUGCCUUGUUAGGGGAGGUUCUUCUUCUGCGUGUUAAAACGCUGUUCAAGUACGAAACCUGCCGUUUGUUGCAGAUGCAGGAACACAAAUUAAAUAAAUCGUAACACGGUUGUCCUGUCCAUCAUUCAUUGUUGAGUCUGGUUAGGACUGCUGAGUACUGGGGUACUUGAUGGUCGGGUUUUGGCUUCGGGUUGUGGUUCAAGGGUUAAAUUCUGGCUUCAUGGCUGGAUUAGGAUUCAUGGUUGGGUCUAAGGUUUUAGUUCAGGACCAGGCAUGAGGUGAAAAGUAGUCAAUAACAUGUACCCCUUGCUAUAAUACAGAGGUGUCCCAUGUGUGGCCUGGGGGCCAUUUGGGGCUCACAACUUAUUUUUAUUGUCUCAACACAUUCUAAAGGUAAAAUAAACACAACACAGAUUAAAACAUUACACACACAAAAAAAAUAAGAAGAAACAUGGGACCUGAAUAUCGGGGAUGUCAAAGUUGUUUUCAUUGAGGGCCACAAAACAGUUAUGGCUGCCCUCGCUUGUUACAGUGAAUAUUAAUGAACUAGAAUGUAUCGCCUCAUUAUGUUAUUAUACAGUUCCCUAUGGAUUUGAUUAUUAGAUGUGUUUGACAUACAAAUUGAUGGAUAUGGUACUUGCUUAUCAUAAAUGAUGGGGACAAGCAGUUUCUUCUCAAAUAAAAUGUUUGGAAUAUAUGUUAAUGAUACAGGUGUGUCCCACCUUUCACUAUAAAGGGCCACAUACUAAAAAGUCAAAGUAUGUGGGGCUCAUUUUGAUAUUUCUAUGUUGUAUUAAAAAAAAAAAAGCUAAGCACUGAAAUUACAUUUAUUUAAAGACACAACUUAGUGGCAGCUUUGUGUGACAAAGUGUACGAUUGGUA
This is a messenger RNA of Entelurus aequoreus (snake pipefish), 5210 nucleotides long. RefSeq names its product volume-regulated anion channel subunit LRRC8C. Lineage: Eukaryota; Metazoa; Chordata; Actinopteri; Syngnathiformes; Syngnathidae. The record is from RefSeq and is a predicted model, not a curated record. Gene Ontology annotation, molecular function: protein binding. The coding region runs from base 663 to 3065 and encodes 800 amino acids. The transcript has 4 exons.